CGAGGACGUUGGACGAGGUUCUGCUCGAAGAACUGACGGUCCGAGGCGAAACUGCAGAGAAGUCCGUUGACGAUAUUCGGACGCCAGCUUCGGGGACCAGGACAGGACAGGACGAUGACGAGCACCAAGUUCCGGAACGGCGGAAAGGGCCCGUGAAAGAGAGAGAGUUUCCGAAGAAAGGAAGGAAGAGAAGAGCGGGCGGGGUCCAACGACCGGCGCGGAAGAGUGUAUAUAGUUGGACCACGCAGUGGCAGGUGUCACGAUGAUGCUGGCUUCUAGUUGUAGCUUGCAGUGGCCAUCGUCACUGGACCCCGCGAAGGUGGUCGUGAUCGGCGAACAAGCGCGAGAUAACCUGGCAUUCCCGAGAGGAAUCGUGGCGAGGCGCCUGCUGUCUGCGCUGUGGCCUUCUCUGCCUUGCUCUCGGUCUCCUGUGGCUGGCUGGGGAAUUCGACGCCAGCCGCUGACAGUCAUGGCUAGCAGUGUUGUCGAUGACGGCGGUGGCUUAUCAGCCGAUAGUGUUCCGAAGGCUCAUGCUCCUCAGAUUUCGAGGCGGCUUGCGAAUUUGAAGCCUACCGUGUUUACGAAGUUCAGCGUCUUGGCAUUGGAGCAUAAUGCCAUAAAUUUAGGUCAGGGAUUCCCCAACUUCGACGGUCCAGAGUAUAUAAAAGAAGCAGCAAUCGAAGCCAUCAAUACCGUCGGUAAGAAUCAAUAUGCUCGGGGUCACGGCAUUCCUGCUCUGAAUGCCGCGAUUGCCGAAAGGUUCAACAAAGAAACUGGACUCACGGUGGAUCCUGAAGCAGAGGUCACGGUCACUUCGGGCUGCUCGGAAGCUAUCGCGGCCACUAUGAUCGGUUUGAUAAACUCCGGGGAUGAAGUAAUUCUGUUCUCUCCCUUUUAUGAUUCCUAUGAAGCAACUUUGGCCAUGGUCGAUGCGAAGAUCAAGUCAGUCACUUUGCGACCGCCAGACUUCGCCGUUCCUGUGGAGGAGUUGAAAUCCGCGUUUUCUUCCAACACUCGGGCCAUCCUUGUCAACACACCGCACAACCCUACUGGCAAGAUUUUUUCGCGCACUGAGCUCGAGCUCAUUGCCUCUCUCUGCAAAGAGCAUGAUGCACUGGCCAUCUCGGACGAGGUGUACGACAAGCUGGUUUUUGAAGGAGAACAUAUUUCUAUCGCGUCAUUGGAGGGAAUGUUCGAGAGAACCAUCACUCUGAACUCCUUGGGAAAAACCUUCUCCUUAACUGGCUGGAAGAUCGGCUGGGCGAUUGCACCUCCUCAUCUUACAUGGGGAAUUCGUCAGGCCCACUCGUACAUAACUUUCGCUGUGGCCACACCGUUGCAGUGGGCGACCGUGGCAGCACUGAAAUCACCAGAUUCGUACUACGAGGAACUUGUUGAGGAAUACAGUGCCAGGAAAGAGAUUCUUAUAGAAGGUCUGAAGGAUGUGGGUUUCGAGGUCUACGAGCCCAAGGGAACUUACUUCGUGAUGGCGGAUCAUACUCCGUUUGGAUUCAAAGAUGACACAGAGUUUUGUGAGUACCUGGUCAAGGAAGUCGGUGUCGCAGCUAUACCUCCUAGUUGUUUUUACUCCAAUCCUGACGAUGGGAAACAUUUGGUGCGAUUUGCUUUCUGCAAGGAUGUAGAAACAAUAAAGGAGGCUAUGGGUCGGCUGAAAGCGAAGCUCAAAAGGCCCGCGUUGAUAUCUUCGUAGCCAGAUGGUAGCACUCAAUUGAUUUGUUCACUGUUAACGAUUCGUAAUAAGAUGUAAAGUCUAACAAUUCAUGCGU
Messenger RNA from Marchantia polymorpha subsp. ruderalis, 1787 nucleotides. NCBI's taxonomy places the organism in Eukaryota, Viridiplantae, Streptophyta, Marchantiopsida, Marchantiales, Marchantiaceae. The record is from the annotation of a GenBank genome assembly.